ACAGAAAAUACAGAGCGAAGCUCAAGCAGCCAUCCUUACUGGUGAUCUCAAUUCGGCUGUUUUAAAAAAAAUUGGGGAAUUAAUAUGAAAACUGUGAAGGGUCUACAUGAAGAGGAAGAUGAUGAGGAAUUCGGUUAUAAGAAAGAUGCUUCGAAUUCAAAUAGUAUUAGUAUUCCAAGAGAUGGAAAGAAUUGUGAUAAGGCCAAUGCAAUACGGUCUAAACAUUCUGUAACGGAGCAACGUAGGAGGAUUAAGAUCAACGAGAGAUUUCAGAUAUUGAGAGAUCUGGUACCUAACACGGAUCAAAAGCGAGAUACUGCAUCAUUUCUGUUGGAGGUGAUUCAGUAUGUACAGUAUUUACAGGAGAAAGUACAAAAGUAUGAAGGACCAUAUCAAGCUUGGGGUUCUGAGCCAACAAAACUAAUGCCUUGGAAUUUUGCUGGUUCCCCCCCACAGGCUGUGAAGAACAGUCCGGCAUAUGCUGGGAGGUUUGACGAGAAUCAUGGCGCAGUCCCUUCAACAGCUAUGCAACCAACUAUUCAGCAGAAUCGAGUUGAAUCUUCUCCUGCCUUCAAUGCAAGAGAACGUAAUGUGAUCGCUACUAAGUUAGUUUCAGCUCCCAUUAAUCUGCCACCCUCUGAUGCCCAUUCAAGUGAAUGCCCAAACAAUUUAGAUGCUCAUAGUCAAGAUGAGGAGCUGCCAGCUAUAGAGGGUGGCACAAUUAGUUUUUCAAGUGUUUACUCCAAUGGAUUGCUGAAUUCUUUGGGACAAGCAUUGCAAAGUACUGGUGUAGACCUUUCACAUGCCACCAUCUCGGUGCAGAUAAAUCUUGGAAAACGGGCAAAUAGAGGAUUAAACUCAUCAGUAAUGGUUUCUAAGGAUAGUAGUGAGAAACCCGCACCCUUUGCGAACCAAGUAGUCGGAUUUUUUCAGGACACGAACACGGGCGAUGAUUUUGAUCAAGCUCAUAAAAGGCUAAGGAUUUAGGUACACCCCGCAGCCGGUUGUGCAUAUGGUUGUUGUUGUUCAUGUCCAUUGUUGUCAUGUCUUUUAACUCAUUUUGUGUUUGCUCCCCAUUAUUGUUUUUUUAUGUGGGGGAGAAGCUCAUAUGCCUUGUUUGGCAACAAUAUUUAACUUGAAAACGCCAAAGCUAAACGUUGAAUUGUUGCCAAACGGGCAGAUUGUGCUCGUGUUCAUUAAGUACAAACCUUAGUUCUCUCAAGUAUAACCGAAUCACCAACUCUUCGAGUCAAGAAAAGUGUAUUAUUCAUAAUACCGCCGUGCGUUUUGGGAUUUGCCCAAAACGUAACAGAGUUGGAAUUAU
Messenger RNA from Cuscuta campestris, 1324 nucleotides. The record is from the annotation of a GenBank genome assembly. Lineage: Eukaryota; Viridiplantae; Streptophyta; Magnoliopsida; Solanales; Convolvulaceae.